Molecule: messenger RNA, 3912 nt
Organism: Schistocerca gregaria
Lineage: Eukaryota; Metazoa; Arthropoda; Insecta; Orthoptera; Acrididae
Product: DNA polymerase nu-like
Exons: 16
Coding region: 261-3689 (1142 amino acids)
Biological process (GO): double-strand break repair; DNA-templated DNA replication
Molecular function (GO): DNA binding; DNA-directed DNA polymerase activity
Source: RefSeq, a predicted model, not a curated record
AACGAGUUUGUAUUGACAUACGUAGUCUAUUAUUCCGCAAUUAUUGUUGUAGCGGUUUUUCAAACCAGUUGUGAUUCGGUGAUGAAACCUUGUAAUAUUUAUUGAUGCUGUUGUAAAUUUUUGGAAGUCGAUUAGUGGCUAUUGUUGUGAACGUUUGGAUAUCGGUUAGCUGUAUUUCGAUAACAGAAUAAUUAACGAUUGGUAUGGACAGAUUACGACUAUGGUUAUCGGAAAAUAUUGCAGAAAGCGAAUUAUCAAUUAUGGGACGCCAAGUGUUGCAGCUAAUUCGGCGAGACAGCCACAGUCAGAUACCAAGAAUGAUAACGGACGAAGAAGCGGCUUCAAAUAGUUGUUCAUUUGCUUCGGAAGGCUUCAGUAACCAGCUACUGAACACUGGGACCAGUAAAGAAAUAUGUGAAAGAUGUGACCUCACUAUGAGAGAAUCACCAAGGAAACAAAAUGAAACAGUGGGGAUGUCACCAGCAGAUGGAAGUUCAGAAGAAGAUGAGCCUUCAGAAGUGAAUGAUCUAUUACAACUAAAUAAUGAGAUACAUGAUUAUAAUAGAAUUCAGAGUGCAGUAGGAAGUAAUGAAAUUCUGAAUAGAAGUGGUAAAUUAUUGACACAACCAUCUGCUGUGGGUGAUUAUGCAGAUAGAGCCUUUGAAUGCAGUGCAGAGAAAUUAGUACUCUCUGGUAUUGUUAGUCCAGAAGAGCUACAAGAUGUUAACAAAAUCAUUGCAGAACCCGAAAAUUUUUUUUGUGACAUGGAGGAGUUCACAAAAUUAUUAGACCUAGAUGCAGGAAGUAUCAAACAAAAACAGGAUCAGAAUGUCACUGAAGUGUUAGGACAAAAGGCAACAAAUUGUUUGUCAUUGCAUUUGAUCACUAACAAGCCUUUAACCAAUACCAUUCACAGAUUAAAUGAUGGCUCAGUAUCCUCUGUGUGUGAUUUUUUCUCAAAUGAUAGAAUUAUGACAUAUACUUCCAGUCUGAAUGAGACAAGAAACUAUGUGAAAGAUUUGCCUUCAGAAGCAGGAGAUGUUAAUUUUGCAGAAGAAAAAAGUAUUUCAGAUCCUUCCCUAGGUUCAUCAUUUAGUUCAAUUACAGAACGAUUAGGAGACAGCGCUGAGAAAGAAAUUGCAUUUGAAGGCAAUGAUGAUGAAGGAAUGACACAAGAUAUUCUACUGUCUGAGAAUCGAAUUAAACUGUCAUAUACUCCACAUCAUGGUUUGUGCAAUGAUAGUGAAGGAGUAAGUGUGAAUGAAAAAAAGAAGCAAGUGAAUAGUCUCAAUGAAGUCUUUCGAGGAUGCCCUUCUGUAUUUGAAGAACCCGUUGUUGUGAGAAAUCAACACAGAUCUGGGAAACAUUUCUUGCACAAUGACACUGCAUAUCAUGAGUUACAUCAAAGUGAAAAUAGUGAAAUAAAAACAAAGAAAUGUAAAGUAGUUAUGAAACAGUUAAAUAUUAAGGAUAUGUUCACGAAGAGAGCCAAAGAACAUAACAGUUUUGGAACUCCUCAGAGUAUAAUAAACUCAUGCAAAAAGGUAAAGACUUGUGUGUCAGAAACCAAUCAAAAAGCUGUUUUACACAAAAGAAACUCCACUGCAUCUGAUGCUAAAUUAAAGUGUAGUAUUGCUAAAACCAGUUGCAUGUCUUAUAAACAGGAUACUUUGGAUACUAUAGUACAUGUGAAGAAACAUAAGAAGAAUUCCUUUAAGGUCUGUCAAGGACUAAAAUCGUUCCCAUUUCCAGAGGUAAAGCAUAUAAAAACAACCAGAAAGGAAAUAAUUGGCAGUGAGUCGGUGUACUUAGAUGAUAUCACAGCAAGUGAGCUGGAAGAGAGGUUGUGUAGAGCAGAACCUCUGGAAAUAGGAAUGACUUUAGUAUACAGCGGUGGUUUUUGUGACCUCAACAAACCAACUGACAGUACAACAUUGUCAGCGCACAAAGCAGUGGGUGUUCUGCUAAGCAUAAAAGUUUCCCACUCAGAGGUUCCUAACUUUUACUUCAUUAGUUUUGAUGAGAAUCAUUGGAAGAAUAUUGCUACACCAAAGUGCCUGUUGAAGACUGUUCUGAAUCAACCAUGUCGAAAGAUAUGUUUUUGUGCUCAAGAUUUCAUGAUGCACCUAAUUAAAAGAUUCCAAUUUAGUAGAAGUGAAGUUUGCCUAAAAUGGAUUCUUUUAGAUCCUCUCAUUGGCUGUUGGUUACUUAAUCCUGAUAAAUCAUUUUACUUUUUCUCUGAUGUUACAGCCUCUUUGGGCUUAAAAGAGUCUUCUGCACUUAAGGAUGAGCCAACUCAGACAAAACUGUCCUCACUGCCUCAAGCCUUGGAUAAACUAUCCUUGUGUGCCAAGCUGCUGUAUCAGAAACUUGAGGAAGCUGGAUUGUGGAGACUCUUUCUAGACAUUGAGAUGAAACUUGUCUCAAUUCUUUCAGUUAUGGAGACAAGAGGCAUCUGUACAAAUACAAAAAAACUGCAAGAAAUGCAAAAUAUAUUACAUGAAGAAUUAGAUAAUUUACAAGAACAGUCAUAUAAAGAGGCAGGAAAAACGUUUCAAAUGAAUUCACAACAACAGUUACGAAAUAUACUGUAUGAAGAACUUCAACUUGAUCAGAAAAGCAAUACUAAAGUGAGAGAAACUGCAAAACUUGGUCAAAAGUCAACUUCUGAGCAUGUGCUAAGUCAGCUUAAACCAUGGCACCCUCUUCCUGGAACAGUGCUGCAAUAUCGGCACCUACAGAAAAUCAAAUCAACAUUCAUUGAUGGUGUUUUACAGCAGGUAGUUGAGGGGAAAGUAUUUCCUUCAUGGGGGCAGCAUUGUGCCGCUACAGGGCGUAUAACUUCAAGUAAUCCAAACCUGCAAGCAAUACCAAAACAACCUGUGGUUUUAAAAAUUCUGCCAUUUGAAGUGCAUAGAAGAGACAAAAUUUUGCUAUUGCGAUCACCAUAUCAUACCAGAGAUGGGUACACGUUGUUAUCUGCUGAUUUUCAACAUAUAGAGUUACGUAUGUUGGCCCAUUUAUCCAAGGAUCCCCUGUUGAAAGAGAUACUACAGAAACCUGAUGAUGUUUUCACAUCAAUGUCCAGAAUAUGGUUAGGCAAAACCCAGGGUGAAAUAGAAACAGAAGACCGUGAGAAAACAAAAAGAAUAGUGUAUGCUGUUAUGUAUGGUGCUGGUCCAGCAAAACUUGCAGAGUUUUUAAAUAUUAACCAUUCUGAAGCCUCCAGUAUAUUCAGCACCUUUUUAGCACAUUUCCCAGCUAUCAAAAGGUUUUCUAAUGCAGUUGUAAAAGAAUGUCAAGCAAAAGAAUGCCUUCAUACAAUUACUGGCAGACACAGACUUUUCCCUAAUAUUAGUAGCAGCAACAGUGGAUUAAAAUCAUUCACUGAGAGACAGGCAGUUAAUUUUCUCAUGCAAGGUUCAGCUGCUGAUAUCUGUAAAUGUGCAAUGAUACGUACAGAACUUGAAUUUUUAAAGCAUCCUGAACUGGACGUACAUUUAUUAAUACAGAUACAUGAUGAGCUUGUAUGGGAAGUCAAAGAUGAGAAUUUUGAUAUUGUGAGAGAUAUCAUCAGGAAAUCCAUGGAAGACUGCAGCAAUAUCUAUGAGUUUCAAAUCCAAAUUUCAGUACCAUUGCCAGUGAUUAUGAAGAAAGGCAAAGACUGGGCUAAUAUGCAGCAGAUAUAGCUAUAAUUGUGAAGGAAAUACAGCUAUAUGAGUUAUUAUCAGGAAAAUUAAUUCUAUAGUAUGGGGGAGAAAAUAUGUUAAUCUACUAUAAUGAAGAAUCCUUGGAAAAAAAUAUGAAACUGUAAUGUCUGCAAAUCAAAGAUCAGAGUCCUGAGAAAAAUUCAUUUGAGUGUCACUGGUCAUUGUACAUUUAUACUUUCAUUGCUUUCUAUACUUGUAACUG